This is a messenger RNA of Glycine soja, 705 nucleotides long. RefSeq lists its product as uncharacterized. The transcript has 3 exons. Lineage: Eukaryota; Viridiplantae; Streptophyta; Magnoliopsida; Fabales; Fabaceae. The record is from RefSeq and is a predicted model, not a curated record. Bases 69 to 506 code for a protein of 145 amino acids.
AAUUUGAGUUGUUGAGCUAUUUAUGAAACUGGAAGAGAAUCAGAGCAUAGGAAGUAAUAUUCAACAAAAUGUAUCGCACUAGCAUGUCUAUGCCGUUAAUGGUGGUGUUAGGCAUGACUCUAGUAAUUUGCUUGGCAAAUGGGCAAGCUACACCCCCUUGCGCUAAACACCUAAGUCCAUGUCUUGAUGUCAUGAACUCCACUAAGCCACCCGACACAUGCUGCAAUCCAAUCAAAGAAACCCAGAGUACAUGUUUCUGCCAACUUGUAUCAACUCCGGGUAUGCUUGAAGGUAUUGGUACCACUAUCGCUCAGGCUCUCAAACUUGCCAACUUAUGCGGUGUCAACUUCACACUCACCACCUGCAAAGCCUCUACUUCGGCUCCGCCUCCGUCCUUGGUGCAACCCCCGGCAACGUUAGGAGGUGAUGAAGGAGGUGCAAGCAGAGCUGCAUUUACCGGACUCUCCUUCGCACUGUUCUUAUGUGCUUGUGUGUUGUUUAAUUAGGAAGGUGGACUUUUAGAAUACCUUACCUCUAUUGGAGUUGAUAAUUCCUUAAUUUCCAUUAUAUCGACCAAUAUGUAGUCUCUCAAACGAUUACAUUCUCCUUUGUUUUACGAUUUCUUAUCAAUGUUUCUAAGGUUGGAAAAUUAUUCAAUUAGUCACAAUUUACUAAUAAGACUUUGAUUUAACCAAGUUGAAGUUA